Polychytrium aggregatum is the source of this 1227-nucleotide messenger RNA. RefSeq lists its product as uncharacterized. The transcript is spliced from 7 exons. Lineage: Eukaryota; Fungi; Chytridiomycota; Chytridiomycetes; Polychytriales. The record is from RefSeq and is a predicted model, not a curated record. Gene Ontology annotation, cellular component: endoplasmic reticulum membrane; endoplasmic reticulum. The coding region runs from base 12 to 761 and encodes 249 amino acids.
CCUCGUCGAAAAUGCACUCCAUCAAGAGACUUUUGGUCCUGCUCGCUGCCUGCUUUGUUGUCCUGGCGUCCCUUGUGGCCGCUCAGAAACAGAAGGUCACCGACAAGGGAAAUGAAGAGUUCCUCCGCUUGAUGCGAGCCCAGGUCGCCAAGGCCGGCGUCGAAAAGACCUCGGAUCUUGUCUUCAAGGCUGUCGUUACUGGCGAGAAGGGCCUCACCUAUGUCUCGGGCCAACAUUCCAACAUCGAUAUCUUUGUCGCCAACAAGGGCACCCAGAAGCACACCAUCUUUGGCGUCUUUGCCUCCCUCACCAACUCGGGCGACUACAACAAAGUUGUCCGCAACUUGACCUUGGCCGGCUACCAGAUCCCUCUGAAGGCAGGCUCCAACCUCACCUUCACUUACCCCUUCUCCAUCGAGACCGAGGCCAUGGAGCUUGGAUACGUCCUCUAUGUUGACUACUACGACUCGGAGGAGAUUCCCCACCGCAUCGUUGCCUUCAGCACCCCCGUCAAGGUUGUUUUCGGCGACAGUCUCUUUGAUUUGCAGAGCCUCUCCAUCAUCAUCGUUAUUGGAGGCCUCAUCGCCGGUGGCGUGUACCUCUCCAACACCAGCACUGUUGCCAAGACCGUCAAGAAGGAAAAGGCUGCCCUGCCCUCGCGCGAAGAGGUCGAGCUGAAGCGCUCCCAGCUCAACGAGGACUGGAUUCCCGAGCACGUCCUGAAGGCCGAGAAGGCCAAGGGAAAGAAAAAGGCCCAAUAAACCCGCCGCGCCGCUCCCGAUGCACGCACGGCUAUUGCAGGACCUUUGGAUCUUGUCCAUCUUCCCCACUGCACCCUCACCUCAUCCUCCCUCCACUGCGCUCUUUCCUGCCUCCGCUCUCCUCCGUGUCCAUGAUCCCUCAGGCCCCGAUAUUGGCCACCUGCUCUCUUUCCUUUGGGGUCGCACCUGCGUUCCCAAGGUGAGGAAGCCCGCAGCCCACGCCUCCUAGCUGGGAGGUGUUCCACCUCCAUUGUUCUUUCCGUACUUUUCCAUGUGCAUGAUCCAGGAUCUUUGUCCGCGGUGCUUCCUCUGGUUCCUGAUCACAUUCUUCCCUCCCCCUCAGUUCGUGAUCGAUCAUUACUUUUUCCAUUUUCUCUCUCUCUCUCUCUCGUUGCUGUUACUGCCGCCUCUUUGCUCUUUAUUCGGAUGAUUACAUCCCUUCAAUACAGCUUGAUGGCAGAGCUGA